CAUUUCACCAUCAUCACUCCAGCAAUGUCUUGCCCCGAACGACACAUAGAGAGCCAAGAGAGCCGGCUGCAACGCGCUCUCUUGGCUCUGCCUAUCCUCGCCCUGUCAGGUGUCAUGGGCAAGGCAUUUGCGAUGGGAGAACCAAUUGCCCCCGUCCUCAACCGCAUCCUUGAGACUUCUGUGUUUGACUUGAACGGCAUGAGCGUACCUGUUAUUAAAAAAUUUUACGGCAUCGGAUUGUUGGAUGAAAUAUUUGGUCAUAUAACCGUUGCCUUUGCACAGUUGCAGUUUUUCACUGAUCAACGGGCAUACUGGCAAUCGCUCGUCUUCAUGACCGACUACGCUGGCAUUUAUGCUAUUCUCUUCUUCGAGUCUUGCAGACCAUCUAAUCGAAAGACUAUAUUUCAGUUCCCGUUUCUACUCACCUUCCUGGCGCAGCUGAUUCCCGUUGGAUUCAUGUCCCCGCUCUACUUUUACCUUUUCUACGUCUUCACACCCACUGAAAAGCUCACCGGACCAAGUUUUCUUCUGACAAAUUGGUCUUCAUGCGCUUCCGUUCUCCCAACCGUCUUGCUGGCUUAUCACGUACCGCAUCUGCCCUCUUUUUUCCACGAAAGUCUAGAAUCUAGACACUGGUGGAACUGGGUAUGGCAACUGUACCCUGUAUGGGGUUCACUUGGCAUGUUUGUGUUUUCAAAGAUUCUGUCACUUGGAUCCGGUGCAUCCACGGAGGCCGCAGGGCAGAAACUCCAACUCAAGACCCUCAGGAUAACUGUCGGUGUUCUCGCUGCGAUCAACAUUAGCAUCUACUGGUACACAUUGUACAACUCAAAUUUUUCGAUGGCGGAAAUGUUUAUCCCGAAAUACUUUUCUGACAAACCACAAGACGCGGACGUUGCACUUCGCACGAUUAUUCAGUACGACCACAUAAUGACUUUCUCUGCCGCGCUUUUGUGGCUGGGAUACCACUUCAGGGACCUUGAAGUUGCUGGAAUUUGCAAAAUCCAUCAUAGCAGCUCUAUUUGCAUCGCAGCUAUAAUCAGUGGCAUGUUUAGCCCCGGGACGUUUAUUCUCCUAGGCUGGCUCGCGAGAGAGGAACUCCUGGCCUCGAGGAGAGACGACUAGUAGAAGCAUGGCUCUACUGGAACCAUUACAGGAGAGGCGGAUAUUAAAAAUGGGAGAAGUAAAACGUAUAGACAUUGAAUGGAUAUGGAUCUAGUUAAUUCUCUUACGAGAAUGUCAAAGUAAAU
Messenger RNA from Ilyonectria robusta, 1250 nucleotides. RefSeq lists its product as uncharacterized. Lineage: Eukaryota; Fungi; Ascomycota; Sordariomycetes; Hypocreales; Nectriaceae. The record is from RefSeq and is a predicted model, not a curated record. The transcript has 2 exons. Bases 25 to 1125 code for a protein of 366 amino acids.